GUACAUGCAUUUGGUUGGCAGACUCAUGUAUCUUGUUGUCACUUGCCCAGACUUGUCUUAUUCGCUUCAUGUUUUAUUUCAGUUUAUGGACAACCCUUUCAGCCUUGUUACGAUACCGCUCUUCGAGUUGUACCACUCGAACAAUAUCAUUAGUUUCCACUUAUUACUGGUCCUCCACUUUCCGAUCCAGAAAAGUAUGGGCAUUUGGUUGUCAGACUCAUUUAUCUUGUCGUCACUCAUCCGAACUUGUCUUAUUGAGUUCAUGUUUUAUCUUA
Messenger RNA from Striga hermonthica, 275 nucleotides. NCBI's taxonomy places the organism in Eukaryota, Viridiplantae, Streptophyta, Magnoliopsida, Lamiales, Orobanchaceae. The record is from the annotation of a GenBank genome assembly.